AUGCCCAGCCUAGCCGUUCUGGUAGAUCUCGAGCCUGGCACGAUGGAUUCGGUUCGUGCGGGACCAUUCGGUCAGCUGUUUCGCCCAGAUAACUUUGUCUUUGGACAAUCUGGAGCUGGCAACAACUGGGCGAAAGGUCAUUACACUGAAGGUGCGGAACUGGUUGACAAUGUGCUGGACGUCGUCAGAAAAGAGGCAGAAGGCUGUGAUUGUCUUCAGGGAUUCCAAAUGACACAUUCGUUGGGAGGAGGCACAGGAUCCGGAAUGGGCACACUGCUUAUUUCAAAAAUUCGCGAAGAAUAUCCAGAUAGGAUUAUGAAUACAUUCUCAGUAGUUCCUAGCCCGAAAGUAUCCGAUACGGUCGUAGAACCCUACAACGCCACACUAUCAGUACACCAACUUGUAGAAAACACCGAUGAGACGUUCUGCAUAGACAAUGAGGUGAAAAGUAGUUCUUUGUGAUC
Molecule: messenger RNA, 464 nt
Organism: Cylicostephanus goldi
Lineage: Eukaryota; Metazoa; Nematoda; Chromadorea; Rhabditida; Strongylidae
Source: the annotation of a GenBank genome assembly